Uranotaenia lowii is the source of this 3900-nucleotide messenger RNA. Its product is annotated as RNA polymerase II-associated protein 1. Bases 102 to 3863 code for a protein of 1253 amino acids. Gene Ontology annotation, biological process: transcription by RNA polymerase II. The transcript has 8 exons. Gene Ontology annotation, cellular component: nucleus. NCBI's taxonomy places the organism in Eukaryota, Metazoa, Arthropoda, Insecta, Diptera, Culicidae. The record is from RefSeq and is a predicted model, not a curated record.
UGUUUUGUUUAUCGCGGUUUACCGGUGUGCUUGCGCGUUUUUCCACGGCGUUUUUCCUCUAGUUUCGCGUUUCGCAGUCAUAUCCGUUGGUUUUCGGAACGAUGAUCAAGCGUCCCUCCAGCAAGGACAACGAAAAUGACAUCCUGCGGAUGCAGCAAGAGUUUCUUGCCGAUUCCCAGCGGAAGCAGGGUCAGUUUCAGCCGGCUGCCAAGGUCGUUCGAUUGCAACGGGAUGGUGGGGUUAAAGGAGCUCCGGGGCCAUCUGGGAAAGCUCCUCGUCAAUCCGAAUUCGCCCGGAAAAGAAACCAUCAGAAAGCUAAUCUUUCUGGCGAUGCCAGCAAAAACAAUGUUCCGGAACACACCAUUAUUGGAGAAAUCGUUGAAAAAACGUAUUGUAAGAAAAAUAUUCCGAUGGAAGUCGAUAGUCAUGAGGAUUCAAUUGGAAAAGGUGCUUUCCCGAAACCGAUUCAUUUAAAGGUUUUACCGAGCACUGGUUCGGGACCCAAAAAACAAAGCUUAUUCGCUCAAAUGUUCCAAUUAGAAGCGAAACAAGCUAUAAAGAAAUCGGAUGAAAAAGAGUCACAAGCUCCCGCGGAAAGCACAAUUUUAGAAGGAUCAGAAUCUCGAGAAAUUCAUGAGGAGAAUCUGGAAAAAAUGAAAAAGAUGAAUGAAGAGGAAAUCCUCAAUGAGCAAAAGCAACUUUUGAGCACAAUGGACCCCAAGUUGGUCGAUUUUUUGAAGAAUCGAAAGAAAGUCAAAGCUGUUGAAACAAAUCCACUGGAAGAAGAACCAACAGUUGAAAAGGUCGAGCCAAAAAAGGAAAUUUUACCGGAUUUGGCAGUUCUGGAACAUGAAGGUGCCGACCAGUGGAUAAAUUUCGAUAUAUUGGAACCGGAAAAGCUUGAGUGGACCAAAAAUAUAGAACUUAGCGUCAAGCAGCUUAAACCUGGAGAAACAUACGAAGCUCGAUUCGACUGGAAAGGAAUUCUGCAACCUUAUGUUGCAGAAAAAGUUUCCCAAGAGAAAGACGACAGGGAACUUUAUCUGCACGGAGAAGACGCUCAGCGUCCCGGCUACACUUUGCAAGAGCUAUUUCGUCUGGCCCGAGCCAAUGUCCUACAGCAAAGAAUUUCGGCAUUAAAUUCGAUCGCCGGCAUAUUGAACAUUUUUAAUCAGGGUUUCUACGAUGGGAUUCUGGAGCUCCCAAUUUCGAAAAUCUUCUUUUUCCUACGCUUUGCUCUGGAUGAAAACACUCCAACAGUCGUUGAAGUUGCCUCCAAAGCUUUGGCUUACCUUUUCUACAACGACACAGACGAAACUCUCUUGGACACCAUCUAUGACACCGAACGUGGAAUCUACCAACCGGAAAUGGGCCUAAACGUAACCCACAGCCGCUCCGAAGAAGAGGAAAAAACCCAGCAGAAUCUCCAAUCGACCUUCGACUCCCUCAAUCUUAAAGACAAAAACCCUAAAUCUAAAACUAGCAAAAAAGUCCAGUUCCAAGCCCAGCUUGACGACGAUCCGGACGAUCUUAACAAUCGGGAAACGAUGAACGAUUUCCAUCUUGCCGAAACCGAUCUGAUGGAAUGUUUUAUCAGAACCAAUAUUCUAGAACGAAUCCGUUACAUUCUGUUUAAAAUGAAACCGGAAGGAACGACCGCAAUCAGUUGUGUUAAGCUACUGAUCCGACUGGCCAGAACAAACGAAUCGAUCGCCGCAAAGGUGGCUUCCAAUGAGCAGCUUAUGGGUGGUUUGAUUAGGGGUUAUUUGGGAAUAAGUGAAGAAGAAGCCGCUAGUGGACGGAAUCAUCCCCAGUAUUUGGUGAUCAAACUGUUACGGGUGCUGUGUGCUUAUCCGGGUGGGUUUUACGAACGGUACCUGUCCCGGUACUAUGUGGAUAGUUUGUUGAAGCGGUUCGUUUUUACCCGGAGAGAUAUCAAUGUUAAAUUGGUACAAACUCAGAUCGAAGCGUUCCGAUUUUUCAGACUGUUCAUAAUACAGUCUGGAAAUCAAGCUCUCUACUGUGAUUUAUUGCCGGCUGCGCUGUACCUGCUGGAAUGGCACUAUCAACACCUCUCGCUGGAAGACCCGUCCGGACCUUUCAUCAUCCGUCAACACUGUGCUGCCUUGUUAGCGCUGAUUGGCUGCCCCGGUGACCCACUUCCGGCUGCCGGACCAUCCGGAUUCAACCCGCAGUCCCUGGACCGGCUGUUUGCCUGUUUCUGCAAAUGGUUUAACGUGGCGACCCGGUUCGGAGCAAAUGAGUUUUCCCAGAAAUUGGUUCUCGGUGCUUGUCUCGGAGUGGCCCGACGAGUACGGUCCAUCGCAGGAAGCAGCUAUCGAAAUUUCGUCGAGAGGUAUUUGACGUCCUUCAUCCGCAGCGCCCAGUUCGACGAGAUGAUGAAAUCCUUAAGUAACACGCUCCUGUUCCACGAAGACGCCGUAGAGGACCGAUGCACGAAAAUCCCCUCCCUUCCGAAUCUUGGUGGAAUUCUUUGCCGAGAAUCGCAUCCAUCCGGCGCCCCGACGUUGAUCCUCGCCAAAUCCUAUCCGAUUUUUCUGCUCCAUCCGCUUCUGCUGCUACUGAAGGACCACGCCGCGGACCAGUCGGAAGCAGACCGGGAACUUCUCCUCGAGUUCAUGAGUAAACGAUUCCUCACCGAAUAUUUGACGGGAUUGGCGGAUUGCGUAUCAAUGACGUCAACUGCCGGGAGUUCGAUUAGGAAAAGCAGCUCUCCGAAAACAAUUACCAGCACCGAUGGCGCUCAAUUGGCAGUAAAUUGGUUUUCGAAACCGGAGCUUUACUUCAUUUUGGAACUGCUGCUCGGAGUGAUGGUCCCGGAACGGUGGAAAUCGUCCUGUUCCAAGCCAGAGGAUGAAUCUGACGGGUGUCGGUUGCAGCAGUUAAAGCUGGCAUUUAAAGUGUUGCUGCACUUGAGUGAGGAAUUCCACGGACGAAUCGUUCAACUUUUCGAUCGCAUCGUGUUUGCUGUCGAUUUUUAUCGGCAUCAGCUGGGCGGCGUGGGCGUCGAGGUCAUCAAUGCGGAAGAACUUCAGCGGUGGAAAUUCAAUUACAAAAUCAAACUGCAAACGCUGCUCAAGAAUCAGAGCAAUGUGCUUGAAAGUGCUACCGAGAACUUUACCGUUGUCGAAUGGCGCGUCGCACUUCUCGGAAGAACUUGGCCCUACUCGUUGCUGUACUCGUUGCUGGAAAAGUUGGAGCAAAACAAACCACGGCUAGAGCAUUCCACGGAAGAGCAAAUAAUUCGAACUUCGCUGCUGUUUUCGGAGCUGGUGGAAACUCAAGGGGCCAUUCGACUUGCCACCGUUUCCCAAAAGCUGAUGUAUCUUAUGACAGCUUUCCUGGGUCCGGAUUCAAAAUUCCUGGAUGCUCAGAUUUCGCCCAUCAUCAGCCGAAGGAUCGAAGCUCUGCGCCAGGAAACCCUUGGACAGCCACCAUUUGAACUUGAAACUCGCCUUGAGGGGCGCAAAAGUUUCCAGGGUCUUUAUCAACUGGUGCUGGAUGUGUUCCAGAGCUCUAGCUACGGAUUCGCUCCCUUUGCGGCACUCGUCAUGGUUCCGUUGGCUCAGCGCUACGACAUCCAGUGGCGCAAUUUGGUAUGGUCCGAACACGUUGCGGUGCUGCGAUUCAUCACUUGCAGUGAGAAUGAGCUGUUCGGGACACUGGACGAUUAUUUACAACCGGAGGAAACCGAUACGACCCUUGUCAGAUUCUACAGCCAGGCGUUGAACAGCAACCUGCUGAGACCGAGUUCGAUACCCGCCCGAAUCGCAGCCCAUCAUGUGCGGGCAUUCCGCAGCCGGCUGGAGGCGGCUCAACCCGGUCCCGGAUCCAAACGUUGAAAAAUGCAAAGAAAUAUUGAAAACCGUUCCUUGUAGA